CUUUCCCCUUUUUUUCUCUCUUACUUUGUCUCUCUGUACCCGUCAAAUCCCUCAUCCCCCCUUUUCUCACUCCCUUACCGAUUCUCUCUCGCCAUUCUCAGUCUUGCCAGCCGCAAACCCCUUGACAUCGCAUAUACCACUUGAGACCGUCGUCGUCACCGUAUGAACAAAUCUAUGAUCAGAAAUCAGAGAUGGGAGCCCCAUGACCGUCGCCUGCACCUCCGUCUCAGAAAAGUGAGCCAAGAUCCAAAAGCCGAACCUCGGAUCUUGCUGCAAAACGGUGAAUUUGGUCCCAAUUCGAAGGAAAUUUUAAGCCCAGAAAAGCCUUGGUUUCACAAUAAAAACCCAGAAACUUGAGAAUCUAAUCUGGUUUUACCUCGACUCCAGAGUAAAAACCUUGAAACUUGAAGAAAUGCUAUUCUUGCUGAAUACUUGCCAUUUAAGGCUGAUGCAUCCCGUAGCAACGCGCAAGCAUAUUUACUAGUUGCUUCUACACUCAGACGCAUUGUCAUUCGUCACCACUCCUCAUUCCAAAGUCAACUGUUAAUUUGUGAACAAGUUAAUACUUAGGAAUCCUGUAGCCUGUCGAACAUUAUUUGAAACUCUGUUGAAACAAUCAUCUGUUUGCAACAAUCAUCUGGUUGGCUUCGAUGGCUAAAGAAGCAGCAGCAGCUGCCUCAUCUUCUUCUCCUUCCCGUUGUUUCACCAAUUCAUGGAAAUACCAUGUAUUCUUGAGUUUCAGAGGCGAGGACACGCGCUACAAUUUCACAGGCCAUUUGCAUACAGCUUUGUGUCAAAAAGGAAUUAACACCUUCAUGGAUGAUUAUCUUUCAAGAGGAGAAGAAAUAUCAACAUCGCUCCUCAAAGCGAUUGAAGAGUCGAGGAUUUCUGUCAUUGUAUUCUCGGAAAACUAUGCUUCCUCAAGGUGGUGCUUGGACGAACUUGUUAAGAUCAUUGACUGCAAGAAAUCAAAUCAACAAAUGGUGAUACCGGUAUUUUACAAGGUGAGUCCCUCGGAUGUUCGAAAUCAAAAGGGUUGUUUUGGAGAUGGACUUGCUGGCCUUGUGUGCAAAUAUAAGGAUAACGUUGACAAGAUCCACAAAUGGAGGCCAGCUCUUUCAGAAGCAGCAAACUUGUCUGGGUGGACUCUCUUGGAUAAGCAUGAAGAUGAAUCGAAAUUUAUUCAUAACAUUGUUGAAGAGAUUUCCACGCAAGUAAUAAACCGUACAUAUUUGGAUGUGGCCGAAUACCCAGUUGGAACAGUUUCUCGUGCACAAGAAAUAAAUAACCUCUUACAUGUCGGGAGAAAUGAUGUCCGUAUGUUAGGUUUAUGGGGGACUGGUGGAAUUGGUAAAUCAACAAUUGCCAAAGCUGUUUAUAAUUUAAUUUCCCACAAAUUCGAAGGCAGUUGCUUUCUCAGUAAGGUUAGAGAAAGUUCAAUGACAGAAAAAGGAUUGGCCAAAUUACAAACGACACUUCUUUAUGAGAUUCUAGGGGGAAUCAAAUUGAAGGUGGCCAAUGUUGAUAAAGGAAUCACUUUAAUUAAGGAAAGAUUAAGCAGUAAAGGGAUUCUCUUAGUUCUUGAUGAUGUGAACGACAUGAAACAGUUACGAUGCUUAGCUGGGGGAUCAGAUGGUUGGUUUGGCAUGGGUAGUAGAAUUAUCAUAACGACGAGGGAUAAGAAACUGUUAACUACUCAUCAUCAUAAUAUUUCGAUAUACAAGGUGAAGGAAUUGAACUAUCAUGAAUCUCUCGAGCUCUUCAGUUGGAAUGCCUUCAAAAGCAAAGGACCUUUGGAUGGUUAUGCGGAACUUGCAGACCAUGCAAUGCGGUGUGCUCAAGGCCUUCCAUUAAUUUUGAGAGUUUUAGGUUCACAUUUGUACCGUGAAAGGAAAGAUAAGUGGCAUGCUAUAUUAGAUGGUCUGAUCAAAAGCCGAGAAAUUCAAGAUGUUUUCAAGAUAAGUUAUGAUGCAUUGGAUGAAAUAGUGAAGGAAGUUUUUCUCGACAUUGCGUGCUUCUUUAAAGGGGGAAAUGGUAGCUAUGUGAUCGAAAUAUUAGAAGGAUGUGAGCUCAACCCCAAGCAUAGCAUUGACGUACUCAUACAGAAGGCCCUCGUAAAUAUAGAUCAUGGUUUUAUAUGGAUGCACGAUUUGGUAGAAGAAAUGGGUAAAGAAGUAGUUCGCCAACAAUCGCCCAAUGAUCCAGGAGAGCGCAGCAGAUUGUGGUUUCAUGACGAUGUUUAUCGUGUUCUGACAGAAAAUACAGGAACGAAAAACAUUACAGGCAUAAAGGUGCAGCUGCUUGAAUCGGAUAAUGAGAUAUGCUUAAGUCCUACAACCUUCUCCAACAUGAAAAAUCUUAAAAUUUUCAUAAACUGUAAUGGACGGUUUUCUGGAGCCGUUGAUUACCUCCCCAACAACUUAAGGUUCGUUGAUUGGCCUGAAUGUCCGUUGAAAUCUUUGCCGCCCAAUUGUAAUCCGAAGAAUCUUGUUCUACUCAACAUGAGGAACAGCCAUAUCACAGUAUUCGGAGAGGGAUUUAAGAACCUGACGAAGCUGACUUCUAUAAAUUUAUUUGGCUGUCAAUACUUAACAAGAAUCUCCGACUUCUCCGGAGUUCCAAACUUAGUGAGGUUGGAUCUAGGAUUUUGCAAAAAUUUAACUGAGGUUGAUCCAUCAGUUGGAUUUCUUAAUAAACUUGAAGAACUAAGUCUUCAGAACUGCUAUAACCUUACAGUGUUUCCAACAACAAUAAGCUUGAAAUCUCUGAGAACUUUUGAUCUUUGCGGUUGCAAAAAGUUUGAGAUAUUCCCGGAAAUUGUGGGCAAAAUGGAAAGCCUAAAUCGUUUGGAACUUUAUGGUACUGCUAUAAAAGAAUUGCCUCCAUCAAUUGAAAAUCUCACCGGGCUUGAAACCUUAGUGUUAUUAAAAUGUGAAAACAUUGCAAAUCUGCCGCAAAGCAUUUAUGCGCUGCCCCGUCUUGGAUAUCUUAAUCUCAGUGGCUGCCCAAAGCUUGUUACACUCCCUCCGGAGCUUCCAAUUAACUCAAACAUUUCACGUGACAACUUUGGGUCAGUAGCAUUUCCCAAUCUAUGGACUAUACGUUUUGAUGAAUGCAAUUUAUCGGACUUUGAUACCCUUGCAAAUUUCUGUUGCUCAUCUAAAUUAGAAAGAAUUAGUCUACGUAAUAGCAAUUUUGAUAGUCUUCCUGCAAGCAUUAACAAAUUUGUGUGGUUGGUGGAACUUGAUUUGUGUGGUAGCAAGAGACUUAGAGAAAUUUUAGGACUUCCACCAAAUAUAAGACGGAUUAACGUUGGUGAUUGCAUAUUGCUGGAAAUAUUUCCAACAUUGUCAGAGAUGAUACUGGUAGACGGAGACAUGAGACUCAUUCGUAUUAUGAACAUAUCUAAUUGCCCAAGGCUAUGCGAAAAUUUGGCUUUGGACGUCUCCAAGAUGGCAAGCGUAUUACUGCAUCAGGCGGGGAAAUGCUGGGAAGUGCUAAACAUUAUACUUUCAGGCAGUGAAGUUCCAAAUUGGUUCAGUUGCCGCAAGGACGUACGUGUGGUUACAACUGAUCCUGGUUGUAUAUGUGAAAUUUUUAUUGAAAUCCCUCGGACUUUCAAAUGGAAAAACACAGGACUUGUUUUCUGUGCUGCUUUCAAAAUCACGCAAAAUUUUUCUGGACAAUGCUUUUUUCAUACAAGGACUGCAGUCAAUGGAGUACCUAUAAAUGACCCGGCUCACAUAAAGUCAGAUGCAGCUCAUGUGUGGCUAAAAUAUAUUCCAUUACCGGCUCACAUAAAGUCGAAGGUGGAUGAGGGUGGUGAUCAAUCAAAGCCGUAUCUGUGUCGAGUUAGUGUUUACCGCUUAUUUGGAAUAGGGUCGCUCUUAAAUGGCUGCGGUGUCCACUUGGGAAAUUUCAGUAUGCCCGAGGAUGGUGGUGAAGAUGAUGACGAUGUAGAAGACGAAGAUGACGACGAUGUAGGAGGUGAUGACGAUGAUGGUGAAGAUGUUGACGAUGUUGCAACAUUUUCAAAUCUCUAAUCAUGUUUUUAUGAUGGUCAUUCUUGUUUUGAAAGUUUUUCUUCUGCUAACUCAACAAGUGUGGGGUUUUAUACAAAGUGCAAAUAGUGAAACCAUGAAAUAUAAACUGUAUUCAUUUUGGUCAGGUUUCUGACGUGGGACUUCACAUUCUUCAACGCUUCCAAGAAGGCCAUUGAUAUACGAUUCCUCUCUUCUCUC
This is a messenger RNA of Malus domestica (apple), 4241 nucleotides long. The record is from RefSeq and is a predicted model, not a curated record. NCBI's taxonomy places the organism in Eukaryota, Viridiplantae, Streptophyta, Magnoliopsida, Rosales, Rosaceae.